CCGCUCCACGCUGUUCGCUGAACUUGAGACAGAAGUGGACUUACACCUCAGCCUCACACCCUGACCCAGUCGUAAUCACUACGUCCCGCCCCCACGGCCGGAAUCAAGUUCUCGAUUCUGAGAACCGCGAGCCAGACGACGCCAGGAUUCCGGAGGCAGCACAGUUGACAGGUCCCCCCCCACCCGCCCCCUUUGCUUGUGAGUCAUGGUAGCUUCCAUGAAGGGUCAAGUGUGUGUGGUGACUGGUGCUUCCAGGGGUAUUGGCCGAGGCAUCGCCUUGCAACUCUGCCAAGAAGGUGCCACAGUAUACAUCACUGGCCGCCGUCUCGACACGCUGCAGGCCACUGCUCAGGAGGCACAAUCCCGAGGUGGCCGGUGUGUGCCUGUGGUGUGUGAUUCAAGCCAGGAGAGUCAAGUACGAAGCCUGUUUGAGCAGGUGGAUCGGGAACAGCAUGGGCGUCUGGAUGUGCUGGUUAACAAUGCCUUUGCUGGCGCGGAGGCAAUCCUGAAAAACAAAAACAAAACAUUCUGGGAAUGCCCCGCCUCCAUUUGGGAUAAUAUCAACGAUGUUGGACUCAGAGGACACUACCUCUGCUCGGUGUACGGAGCUCGGUUGAUGGUACCAGCAGGCCGCGGCCUCAUCGUGAUCAUCUCCUCCGUUGGGGGUCUGCAAUAUUUCUUCAAUGUCCCCUAUGGCGUGGGCAAAGCUGCGUGUGACAGGCUGGCUGCUGACUGUGCCCAGGAGCUGAAGCGCCAUGGUGUCAGCUAUGUGUCUCUGUGGCCAGGGGUGGUGCAGACAGAACUGCUGAAGGAUCAGAUGAUGAAGGGUGACACUAACGAUCCCCUGCUUAAACAGCUCAAAUUUAAUUUCCCAACUGCCGAGACCACAGAAGUGAGUGGCAAAUGUGUGGUGGCUUUGGCAACAGACCCCAAAAUCCUGAGCCUGAGUGGGAGGGUGCUGCCGUCUUGUGACCUUGCUCGACGCUACCGCCUUCGUGAUGUGGAUGGCCGUCCCAUCCACGACUAUUUGUCUGUGAGCUCCGUUCUCUCCAAUGGCACUAACAUGGGCUGGCUGGCCUCCUACAUGCCCGGCUUUCUCCGUGCCCCCAAGUGGAUUUUAACUCUCUGCACCAGCAAGUUCUGACCCUCCUGGCCUAGCAUCACAACUCUGCUCCUCCUUCGGGCCUGGGUCAGUGGGUCAGCGCAGCCUUCCCCGCCUCCCCCAUGCCCUCGAUAGGAACAGCGUUUGCUGUGUGUCCUGAGUGAGUCCUGAGGGCCCUCACAGGCCCUUCUUUGGGCGUUGGUUUUCCUUGCCCCUACGUUUUACUUUUUGCCUUAGUUUUUUAAAAAGUGCUCUGGAGGCUAAUAAAGGUUUCCUUUCUUCUUCAA
Molecule: messenger RNA, 1389 nt
Organism: Manis pentadactyla (Chinese pangolin)
Lineage: Eukaryota; Metazoa; Chordata; Mammalia; Pholidota; Manidae
Gene: DHRS1
Product: dehydrogenase/reductase 1
Exons: 9
Coding region: 206-1144 (312 amino acids)
Source: RefSeq, a predicted model, not a curated record